Dendronephthya gigantea is the source of this 1497-nucleotide messenger RNA. RefSeq lists its product as uncharacterized. The transcript is spliced from 7 exons. The record is from RefSeq and is a predicted model, not a curated record. NCBI's taxonomy places the organism in Eukaryota, Metazoa, Cnidaria, Anthozoa, Malacalcyonacea, Nephtheidae. The coding region runs from base 1 to 1497 and encodes 498 amino acids.
AUGGCUGUGUGUUUAGUAGCAAUGUUCACUGAAGACCUUAUUGCUCACUUGUUAUCAAAAGGCAUCUCAAGAGAAAUUUGCGAUCAACUGAAAGAAAAUGCUAUUGAUGGGGGUACAUUGAACUUUUUGAUGCAAGACAUCGACGAAUUCAAAGCGGUCUUACCUAAAUCUGGCCAUCGAAUUCAACUAAAACAAAAAUUGGCCUUUACUUUAUCUGCGACAACAGAAAACGAAAAAAUGCCUCAGCAAAUUGUGAUGCCACAUGAUGAUGAACCACACACAUCAGAGCUAGAACCACCAAUGCCAACUGAACCACCUUUGCCAGUGGAACCACCUUUGCCAGUGAAACCACCUUUGCCAACCAUGGCAUGUGAAAGCAGUGUUGAAAGUGUGAAAGCAGGUGUUCAAAUGAAGAAACCACUCAAGAGUCCCAAACCUAUUACUAAUAGUUCAGAUGCCACAGCCCUACCAAACACUCUCCCAUUUCCUGAGAGUUUCUCUGUGCGAGUGCAGAUGGCAAUAAAAAAUGGCUCUGUUGCCCCUGAGCGAACACAGCUGAUUGCAGAUGUAGGGACCUUUUAUUAUGGUUUGUCCAGCCACCCAAAGCAAGAGAUUUCCAAUCAAGCAAGCUAUUGGGUAUCAAUCCAGAAACAAUUGUCGCAAUUCUUCAGAAACCUUCGGCGGCGGACAGUUAACAAAGCGAUGCAUGGACAACCCCAUGGUUAUGCAAAUGAAAGUGCCUCAAAGAAAAUAAAACUGACUGCAGAGGAUGAUGAGCAAGCUCAAAAAAGAAAUAUGGAGCUUUUGAAAAAAGCAAAACCUGGUGCAAUGGCUCCUAAAACAUUUGCAAAACUCUUUGUCGACACAUUUAAUGAGCGGAGGAAACUUAUCGAAAAUCAAGCUACAUCUUCUACAGAGGUCUUGGAGGAAUGUCCAUAUCUUGGUCAUCCAAAUGUUGUAAGAAAAGAAGUUAGCAGAAUCAUUGGGCAGAAAAAUUGGGAAAAAGAGGCUGAAAAGAAGUUGGAGACUGCAUUGAAAGCUGUCAUACAAAUUAAGGAUAAGGAAUGUGAAAUGAGAAGUGAACAGGUUGUGGAGGCUGUGGAGCAAAUUGAGAGAAAGACAAAAAGGAACAAAGGAACAACAACAAGUGUUCUAAAAUUCAAAGAUCCUGCAUCCACCAUGAGACCAGAAACCUUGUUCAAAGACAAGAAUGUCGAGUUUCGCUUGGUUGUGAUUGGGUCUCCUGAGGAGGUCAACCAAGUUUUUGUGGCAGGUGAAGACCAGUCAUUUAUUGAGAGUGAAGGUAUACUCCAAGGUUUGAUCGACCUGCUUUGUUGUUACUAUGCAUAUCACGUCUCCUACCCUGAAAGUAUGGAAGGAUGCUUGCUUUUCCUACAAGACAUUCUUUUGCCAACAAAUGAUGGCAACUACAGAGGAACAAAAUUUUCCUCAUUUAUGGCAAAGGUGCACCAAGGAAUUAAGGACAAUUCUGAUUAA